Oryzias melastigma (Indian medaka) is the source of this 2149-nucleotide messenger RNA. Its product is annotated as keratin, type II cytoskeletal 8. The coding region runs from base 94 to 1521 and encodes 475 amino acids. Gene Ontology annotation, biological process: intermediate filament organization; keratinization. Lineage: Eukaryota; Metazoa; Chordata; Actinopteri; Beloniformes; Adrianichthyidae. Gene Ontology annotation, molecular function: structural constituent of skin epidermis. The transcript has 9 exons. Gene Ontology annotation, cellular component: keratin filament. The record is from RefSeq and is a predicted model, not a curated record.
CGCAGCCAGAGGGACUCACAGCGGGACUCAGCUCUCCUUCAGCACAUCUCCAGCUCUCUUUUGCUCGACCACUGGACAAACUUUACCACCAGGAUGAAUCGAAAGGCAAUGUCAAUUACUGGCACCACCACCACUAGAAGGUCCUACGCCAUGCCAGUCAGCUCCUCUACCAGAAGCAGCUACUCUUUCGGUGGACCCCAACAGAAUUUUAGCAGCAUGUCCUUGCAAAGGUCAGGAAGCUAUGGUCUGUCUUCAAGCCAAGGAAUGGGUUCUUUCGUUCCACCGAUCACAGCCGUCCAUGUCAACCAGAGCCUGCUGGCCCCCCUGAACCUGGAGAUUGAUCCCAACAUCCAAACUGUCCGCACCCAGGAGAAGGAGCAGAUCAAGUCCCUCAACAACCGCUUUGCGAAUUUCAUCGACAAGGUCCGUUUUCUGGAGCAGCAGAAUAAGAUGCUGGAGACCAAAUGGAGUCUCCUGCAGGAACAGACCACCACCCGCUCCAACAUCGACAGCAUGUUCGAGGCCUACAUCGCCAACCUGCGCCGACAACUGGACGGGCUGGGCAACGAGAAGAUGAAGCUGGAGGGAGAGCUGAAGAACAUGCAGGGAUUGGUUGAAGACUUCAAGACAAAGUACGAGGAUGAAAUCAACAAGCGUGCUGCUGCUGAGAAUGAGUUCGUGCUCCUUAAGAAGGAUGUUGAUGCCGCUUACAUGAACAAGGUGGAGCUGGAGGCUAGAGUUGAUGCUCUUCAGGAUGAAAUCAAUUUCCUCAGGGCUCUCUACGAAACUGAACUUCAUGAAAUGCAAAGCCAGAUCAAGGACACAUCUGUCAUUGUUGAGAUGGACAACACCCGUAACCUUGACAUGGAUUCCAUUGUGGCUGAAGUGCGCGCUCAGUAUGAGGACAUUGCCAACCGCUCCAAGGCUGAAGCAGAGACCUGGUACAAACAGAAGUAUCAGGAGAUGGAGUCCUCUGUUGGAAAGUACGGGGAUGAUCUGCGCACAACAAAAGCUGAGAUUGCAGAGCUUAACCGCAUGAUUGCCCGUCUUCAGAAUGAAAUUGAGGGAGUCAAGUCCCAGAGAAGCAACAUUGAGGCCCAGAUUGCAGAGGCUGAGGAGCGUGGUGAGUUGGCAGUGAAGGAUGCCAAGGCUCGCAUCAAGGACUUGGAGGAGGCUCUACAGAGAGCCAAGCAGGACAUGGCCCGCCAAGUGCGUGAAUACCAGGAGCUGAUGAAUGUGAAGCUGGCUCUGGAUAUUGAAAUUGCCACCUACAGAAAACUGCUGGAAGGAGAAGAGAGCAGACUGAAUGGCGGAGGCAGCAAAACCACCGUUCACGUUCAGCAAACAAGUGGUGGAUUCUCUCAGUCCAGCGGCAGCUUUGGUUAUGGUGGCGGCCUCUCUGGUGGACUUGGUGGCGGCCUCUCUGGUGGACUUGGUGGAGGCCUGGGCGGCUAUGGCGGUUAUGGUGGCUCAAUCUCCAAGACCUCAUCCUCAAAAAGCCACUCUCAGAAGUUCUAUUAAAGUUUGCAAACAAGGAGAGCUGUCCCCCUUUUGUCUUUAGAAACUCCUGAGUUCAGGCUAAUUUGGUCCAUUUUUAUGGUGCUACGCCUUAACAUCAGACAUGUUCAGGAAGCCAGCUGAACAUCCCAAAAAUCUGUGAUCCAUUGGAACUAGCUUCUCUUUUCAAUUCAACACAGGUGUUUCUGAAUGUUCAGGUCAGUUAGCAUGGCAUUUCUUUUCUUUAUGCACUGAAGUCACCAAACAAGGAAAGAAAAAUAGAUUUACGUGGAGUGUUAAAACUAAGCAAAAAAAUAUUUGAGAAUCCAUAGUUUGCACUGUAGCUCUGGCAAAUUCUUCAUCUGACAAUCUCAAUAUCAACAUUUGAGAGCUGAUGCAAUUGAAAGGAGACUUAAAAGAACAUGAAAUUUGUUUGAAUUUGCAUAUAAAUAGCUAAACCUUGAGCUGAUUAGUUACUGGUUUACUUUUUUAUACUGUUUUGUCAGAUGUUUCUUUGCUAGUUUUGCCUCUCCGAUGCCUUCAAGCUACAACCUGUCAGAACCAUUCAUUUUUAUACAUAAGAACUGACCUUCACUGCAAUGUUGCUGAUGAAAGUUGAAUUGAAUCAAAAUAAAAGAAGUUUGAGAAAGUC